CCGCAAGAGGACUUCACGCAAAGAAAAGUCUUUACGUGAAAGGGCUCUACGAUCUAUUCCGCCUAUUCAAACACAAAAGGAGGUUCCAAAGCCCAAGCCCGAUUGGCUGUUGCCCUUUCGCAGCUUUCCCCGUCGACUCAAAAUCUUCUUGGACGCUUUGCCUCUAAUCCUCUUCUUCGGUUUCGCCCUGUUUCGACUCUUUGUAGAAUGUAUGACAAUAAUCACUUGGAUCAAACACAACGAGAACGCGAAAGACGUAUUCUGAAGAGGCUUACCAAGAGGAAGUUGAGAACUUGUAGGACACUCCGAAAACAGCUUCUUAUGCUACGCCUGAAGGAAAAACUCUACGCCCAGGACACACAUUGCAUAGUUGAAUUGCUCUCGGACUCUGCAGAUAUCAAGAUGCCUCAAAAUAAUGAAACCUCGGGAAUUGUUCCAUCGGACAUACACCAAACGGCAGACCUCUGUGUACUCAAACAAACUUUGGAAAAUCCAUCGAAAAGUUCUAGCGACUCUCUGUGGACGCUGGUGGAUAUUGAUGACGCCUCAGAAUCCAAAAUAGUUGAGGACAACUCUCCUACAUGUAUUGACCAUUUUCAACUCAAGAUCGGCCAUACUAAAAUCAAACGUGAAGACUGCGAACCACACAUUGUCUGCAAACGACAAGCUGGAAUGAUGUCUGUUGAUUCAGAACCGGAAGUUUUAUGUCGCAAUACCUGGUUGGCCAAGGAUGAAGACGACAAUUAUAUGCUCACCGUUUCAUUUUCGAUUGCAUCGCUCUUCUCUCCAUUGGAUGUCGAAUUUGAUACACGAAUUGCGGUUAGCAAAUCUUACAAAGAUAUUUUCACCAGUGCGAGAAGACCUGCACGCAUUGAAGGACUCCAACCAUCCUCAACAGCCCAAUGUGUGCAUGCAAUCGGCAUUAAGAUCGAUAGUAAGGCAUGGCUUGGAACAUCGCCGCGCAAUAAUUGGAUGCCUCUUCAUAUGCAUGUGCGAGUACUUGAGACGGCAAAUUCUGCAGGAAAGAUUCGUUUGUGUGUCAACGUGACACUUGGAAGUCCACGUAAAUGGAACUGCGAACAACUCGUGUGGUUACCAUUCGAUUAUUCCUUCCAACACCUACCCGAUUGGCGCAGACGGUUGAAUCGGUUGUCUGCCGAAAGAGAACCUGCUCCUCAAGUUACGCCUCGCGCUGCUAUUUCAAAUCUAAUGCAGAUCGUUGAGAGAUACCAAGCUUUAGACUGGAGUCAUAAUGCAAGGCAGAAUCUCAACAAGAGGAACAAGGACAAUGCUUCAAUGGAAAAAGGUCAAAUCCGUCCGUCUUUGAUCGAAUACCAAGUUUGGUAUAAUCUCGAUCCACAGCCUAGACCACAGGAGUCCGACUCAGAAGAAGUACUAGAGGAGGAAAUGCAAAUGUGAUAUAACAUGGCGAGGGAGCAUGGGGUGAUAUCUGUUACUAUCAGCGUUGUAUCAUCAAAUUCAUGGCUCUUUGGGGGCAU
This is a messenger RNA of Mollisia scopiformis, 1499 nucleotides long. RefSeq lists its product as uncharacterized. The record is from RefSeq and is a predicted model, not a curated record. The transcript has 4 exons. Bases 208 to 1419 code for a protein of 403 amino acids. Lineage: Eukaryota; Fungi; Ascomycota; Leotiomycetes; Helotiales; Mollisiaceae.